Molecule: messenger RNA, 2325 nt
Organism: Cuscuta campestris
Lineage: Eukaryota; Viridiplantae; Streptophyta; Magnoliopsida; Solanales; Convolvulaceae
Source: the annotation of a GenBank genome assembly
GCCUCGAAAAUCUCCAUCCAUAAUCUAACGAAGAUAGACUAAAUUUAAGCGAAGGUGAAAACAAGAUGUUAAAUAAGUUGUGCACAUCUUAAACAUAAAAUUUCAACAAUGAAGGAACAAGGCACAAUGUUUGAGAAACCUAAUGCACAUGUGCCUUCUAAUGUUUGGCUAAAAGCCUGAUCAUUACUUUUCAACACCUGCCAAAAGAAAGUCUCUCAUAUCUUCAAAUCUAUCAAUCUAAAUUAUACGUACUCUUCAAUUGAUUUUUUGAAUAUUCAUAGGACAAAAUUGUAUUAUUCAUAUCAGCAGCUAUAAUCUCAAAGUGAUAUACCACAACAAUGAAUAAGUUGCACAGAUUAUUUGCACCUUUGAACUCAGAGUAGAGAUAACUUAUGAUACUGAACAGAUGCAUGCAAAACUUUGCUAAGAAGAUGACAUAAGUCUCAUGAAGAAGAAAACGAAUCCAAAUUAUCAUACACCGAAUCCUAAAAAUGAGCUGUGAUUACCUGGCUAAUGUGUGAAAAUUUGUCUUUUGUUAAGUCAAACCUGAAAUUAGAGAAAUGUGGAGUAGAAUAAUACACAAUGAAGUAAAAAAAGAUCUGGCUUCUGGAUUCAGAAUGAUGAGAUAUUCUCUCUAGCUUUGAUGUUAAGAGCCAAACACGGAGUGUGUUUCCUCUUUUAUGCUGUAAUUUAUUUUCUGUUUCUUAUCAGCCCCAUCCAUGACAAGGGAUUAAGUGAACUUGUGUGAUUUUUCAUCCUUUUUUAUAGCCCUUUAGUUAUUUAUCAUACUAUUAGUUGCUGCCUUAUGGCUUUAUGACAAAAAAAAUAGACAUGUUUAUUGAAACAAUAUAUAUAAUAGUUGGUACGAACAAAACUCUAAAAAUCAUAAGGUGUAUAAUACAAAUAUAAAAAUCAGAUUAGAGUUUUGUUCUGUCUUUUUAUUCCCCUUAAAAAACACCUUAUUCAAUUUCAAAUAACCAAAGAAGAAAAAUUUUCAAAAAACCUUCAUAUAAUUCAAUUUCAAACAGCAAAAUUAGAAACCAAACCAAUUCUGAUCAAAUACCGUACAUGUAAAAUUGUUUUUUAAUUUUCAUUUUUCAGAAAUCGGAUAAUUUCGAAAUCAAGAAGCAAAGAAAAAUCAGACAUACGAAGGAAACGAAGAAGAAGAUAAGAAGCACAGUACCUGGUCGAGGAAGAAACGUAGCAGUAGAGGAAUACACCGGCAACUGAGAACAAGAUUGAGGAUAAUUCCCUGAUAAACCCGUUACUAUACGCCCAGCAGAAACACGUAUGGGUUCAGGAAAGGGAUCCCCAGAAUUCUGGGUAUCUGUUGUUAAACCCGGGCGACUACUUUAUGAAAUGGAUGGUGUAACAAAAAAUGUUGCCAAAAGAGCCAUUGGUAUCGCAGCAUCAAAAAUGCCUAUACGAACUCAAUUCAUUUUUUUGGAAAUAAAAUAAAAUAGAAACGGCGGACUUAGAAACGGCGGACUUAAACAGAUUUCUUCGUAGAUUUUUGGACAAAAAAUAUUUCUUUUUUCUUUGCACAUUGCGGUGAUAAAAACGGAGUAAGAAAUGAUAUGAUUCAAUCUCAAACCCAUUUAAAUGUAGCAGAUAAUAGCGGGGCUCAAAAAAUAAUGUGUAUUCGAAUAAUCGGAUCUAGCAAUCGGCGAUAUGCUCAUAUUGGUGACAUUAUUGUUGUUGUUAUAAAAGACGAUGUGCCUAAUAUGACUCUUGAAAAAUCGGAAGUCGUCAGAGCCGUAAUUGUGCGGACCCGUAAAGAACUCAAACGUGACAACGGAAUUAUACUACGAUAUGAUGAUAAUGCCGCAAUUAUUAUUGAUAAAGAAGGAAAUCCAAAAGGAACCAGAAUUUUUGGUGCAAUCCCACGAGAAUUGAGAAAAUUAAAUUUUAAUAAAAUUGUUUCGUUAGCUCCCGAAGUAUUAUAAAAGGCUUUUGAAUCUAGUCUACGAACUUUAAAAAAUCUUGAACAUUGGGUAAAAUCUGUCUAACAUAUAUAACUUUACCACACUCAAAAUUCAUCAAAAAAUAAAGAGAAAAGCAUGUUUAUUUUAUAUAAAAUUCUUGAGCCUCAUUUAAGUGGAGAUAAUCAAGCAUAUCAUCAUCCAUUGAUGCCACAAAUCAGAACCUAAAAACUUAGCAUAAGUUACGUUAAUCUAUAAGAACUCAAAUCACUAGCACUUACAAGUCCAAAUAAUUACAAAAAAAUAGAGUACAAUAACAAAAUUACAGAAUUGCACAAUAACAAUAAAAAAAUUGCAGAAUUGUACAAUAAAAAAUGAAGUACAAUAACAAAACUACAAAAAU